Messenger RNA from Hyphopichia burtonii NRRL Y-1933, 1635 nucleotides. Its product is annotated as MFS general substrate transporter. The transcript is spliced from 2 exons. Lineage: Eukaryota; Fungi; Ascomycota; Pichiomycetes; Serinales; Debaryomycetaceae. Gene Ontology annotation, biological process: transmembrane transport. Gene Ontology annotation, cellular component: membrane. Bases 1 to 1635 code for a protein of 544 amino acids. Gene Ontology annotation, molecular function: transmembrane transporter activity. The record is from RefSeq and is a predicted model, not a curated record.
AUGACUGAUUCUAAAAGAAUAUAUAACCAAUCUAUAUCUUCUUAUGCCAUCUGGAGUGACGAAGAAUAUGUGAAUGAUGAAGAUAGAAUCGACCCUUCGCCGAAUCCGUUUCUUGAUGAUGAAGAAGUGACGAAGUACUACACGGCCUUGUAUGAGCAAUCGGAUUAUGAAUGUCGCCAUGUUUUUGAACCCCAGUUAUUGUGGACAGUUGCGGAGGAAAAACGAAUUGUUAGUAAACUCGAUGGUAAAAUAGCUUUAUUCAGUUGUAUAUUAUUUGCAGCUUUGGAGAUUUGUCGACUGAAUAUCCGUCAGGCUUUAAGUGACGACUUUCUAGCUGAUUUGAAUCUUACCACGAAUGAUUAUAAUAUGGGAUGUACUAUUUUUUUAGUCGGGUUUCUUCUUGGAGAGAUUCCUUCUUCGGUGCUUUCCAAGGUAGUUGGAGUAGAUAGAUUCGUCCCAUUUCAGAUAAUUGCAUGGUCAAUUGUUGGUAUGAGUCAAUGUUUUAUCACGGGAAGGAAGACCUUUUUCCUUUGCAGAGGGUUAUCUAGUAUAUUUAUGUCAGGUUUAAUACCGGAAUUAGUCACUGCAAUGUCUUCUUAUUAUAAAUCCAAUGAAUUAUCCGUUAGACUAUCUUGGUUUUGGACCACACUGUCUUGCAUUGAAAUAUUUGCAUCAAUAGUAUCGCCAUUAAUUCUAAAGCUUCGAGGAACUUUUGGCUGGGAAGGUUGGAGAUUUUUAUUUUUGAUUUUUAAUUUCAGUUCUUUCAUAAUCGGGUUAUGCUCAUAUUGUAUGUUAGUACCUUCCCCAAUUGAAACCAAGUCUCGAUUUUAUCCUCAAGGUUGGUUUAAUAAUCGAGAAGUUUCAAUCAUAGUCAACCGAGUCUUGAGAGAUGAUCCUUCCAAAGGCGAUAUGAACCAUAGACAAAGUAUCGAGGUCAAACCACUAAUAAGAGCAUUAUUAGAUUACGAUUUAUGGCCCAUUUAUAUCCUUGGUUUUAUAGCAUUUAUUCCAAAGUCAACCAUCGGAAGCUAUUUGAAUAUAAUAAUGAGGAACUUUGGUUGGUCAUCCUCACAAAUCAAUUACUUUGCAAUUCCCCAUUUCAUUCUUCAUAUUUACUUCUUAUUAGAAACUACAAAAAUAAGUGAACGCUUCAAUCAAAAAGCCCUUGUGGCUUUAUUAAGUCCAACGUUUCAACUUCCUUUGGUACUACUAUUGAAUUUUUGGAAUGGAGCCAUGGUCAAUGCCUGGGGGACUUGGGCUAUAUGUACUCUUAUAGUUGGAGGUCCUUACAUCCAUGCUAUUAAUGUAGCUUGGGUUUCAAGAAAUUCUGGCAGUAUUAAAACUAGAGCUGUUGCUAGUGCCAUGUAUAACAUCACCGUCCAACUAGGUAGUGUGGUUUCAGCCAACAUCUAUAGACAAGAUGACGCUCCUCUUUACCAUCGAGGUAAUCAACAACUUCUCUACCUAUCCUUGUCAGUGGUCCCGAUAAUCUUACUAGUGAAAGCUUAUUACAUCUGGAGAAACCAUACUAAAAGGGCCCACUGGCAAAGCAUGACUCCAGAAGAACAGAGCUGGUACCUCAACCACACUACGGACCAGGGUAACAAAAGACUUGACUUCAUGUUUGAUAGUUAA